AUGGUGCGUCAGCUGUGUGUAAGGGCACUGAGUCGGGGUGUUAGGAGUAUGGAGUAUGUAGACAGUCUCCUGAUCAUGGAGGAUGAUGAUGAUGAUGAUGAUGACAGUGGUGAGAAUAAUUUUGAACAGGAAAGUGAGGAAACUACACCUACAGGCAGUGGAGGUUCACAGCCUCCACUCGGGGAACCGGCACCAGAAUGGUGCAAAUGCAGACACUGUCAACCCAUGGCUCAAGAAAUUGAAAACAAAUGCUGUGGACUAAGAAAAUGUAUCACAACAAGUAGACGUUUUGAAAAAGUGUGUCUGGAUCCGGAAGUACUCGAACUGUGUAUAAGAAAUAGGGCAGAUAUCAGGAAUGACCGUGAAGAUACGAGUACAUCUUCUUUCCGCAAAGCUGCGUACAGACAAUUUAUAUUGGAAAAGUAUGGUCGUCUAGGAAAAGGAAAUCGCAAGGUUGCCCCAGCUUGUGUAGUGACCCAAGUUAGAAGACAAUGUCCUUCACCAACUGGGAUAUAUAUGGGGUUCAGACUAGAAUAA
Molecule: messenger RNA, 537 nt
Organism: Porites evermanni
Lineage: Eukaryota; Metazoa; Cnidaria; Anthozoa; Scleractinia; Poritidae
Source: the annotation of a GenBank genome assembly